CCGUGUUUCCUGCCCGCCGCGUGAGGGGAGGAAGCGAAGGGCUCAGCAGGGGCGUACCCAGGAAGUGCCGCACUCAACCCUGCUGCUUUGGCCCGAGGGCAGCGCGGGGCGCGAGCGGGGGGCCUGCUGCUGGUGCUGAUCAUGUCGGCUAGAAACCCGGGCACAGAGCUGGACCUUGGCUCGAUCUCAAGAGUGCAAGUGAAUCAACCUGCAGUUAUAAGGCAUGCAGAACAAAUUCAGGCACGAAGAACUGUGAAAAAGGAUUGGCAAGCUGCUUGGCUACUGAGAGCUGUCACCUGCAUAGACCUCACCACCCUCUCAGGUGAUGACACCCCUUCAAACAUUCACAGGCUUUGUUACAAAGCCAAACAUCCAAUCAGAGAGGAUCUUUUGAGAGCCAUGAAUAUGCAUGAUAAAGGUAUUACUACAGCAGCUGUCUGUGUGUAUCCAGCUAGAGUAGCUGAUGCUGUUAAAGCACUCAAGGCUGCUGGUUGUAACAUACCAGUAGCUUCAGUGGCAACUGGGUUUCCAGCUGCACAGACUUCACUGAAAAACCGAUUAGAAGAGAUUAGGAUAGCAGUGGAAGAUGGUGCCAGAGAGAUUGACAUUGUAAUUAACAGAACCCUUGUGCUGACUGGCCAGUGGGAAGGCCUCUAUGAGGAGAUCCGUCAGUUUCGUCAGGCCUGUGGAGAUGCUCACAUGAAAACAAUCUUGGCAACAGGAGAGUUGGGAUCACUUACCAAUGUCUACAAAGCCAGCAUGGUAGCGAUGAUGGCAGGUUCUGAUUUUAUUAAGACCUCUACAGGAAAAGAAGCAGUUAAUGCCACCCUUCCAGUAGGCAUAGUCAUGGUACGAGCUGUUAGAGAUUUCUACUGGAAAACUGGCAACAAGGUUGGAUUUAAACCUGCUGGAGGCAUUCGUAGUGCAAAGGAUGCUCUUACCUGGCUCGUAUUGAUGAAGGAGGAGCUAGGAGAUGAGUGGCUGAAACCAGACCUCUUUCGCCUAGGUGCCAGUACUUUGCUGUCCGAUAUCGAGAGACAGAUUUACCAUCAUGUGACUGGCAGAUAUGCAGCUUACCAUGACCUGCCAAUGGCUUAGCCAUAUGAGUAAUUCAGGAUGACUUUUAUAAAGAGAAUUUUAAGAAAAUAAUAUCCUAAAGUCUUUCCUGCAACCGAGUCCAAAAGUGCAUAUAAAAGAACCAAUUCUCUGUCUUCAUAUUUUUGUUGUAUUUAAAAAUAUGUUCAAGUCUA
This is a messenger RNA of Chrysemys picta bellii (western painted turtle), 1250 nucleotides long. RefSeq names its product deoxyribose-phosphate aldolase (gene DERA). Gene Ontology annotation, biological process: deoxyribonucleotide catabolic process; carbohydrate catabolic process. The record is from RefSeq and is a predicted model, not a curated record. Lineage: Eukaryota; Metazoa; Chordata; Testudines; Emydidae. Gene Ontology annotation, cellular component: cytoplasm. Gene Ontology annotation, molecular function: deoxyribose-phosphate aldolase activity.